CCAAUAGCCACGGCCUCAUUUGCAUUUUCUGCCAUUUCUGUUCUUCUUCUCAGUCCUUACCUCACGUCAAUUUUUUCUUUCAAUUAUGUAGGAAUCCCUUCCCUUCAAUUCUGUAGUGAUCUGGGCCCAGUUGUUCUCCGAACUUGCUCUUCAGUUUAACUUGGGGUACUCGGAAAUCAGAUACCCUUUCGUGGAAUUUGAAUUGCUUUUUUCCCCCCUCUUCAUGGCCCUUCAUAUCGGCAGUGCGUGUUUUAGUGUUCUGGGUCACUCGAGAAUUCACAGAGUAAAAGCAGUUGCUUCUGAGGGUUCUGCUACGCUUAAAACAGAAGAAGAGAAGGUCAAGUUGGGUGGUUCUGACUUGAAGGUGACAAAACUUGGAAUUGGUGCUUGGUCUUGGGGUGAUACUUCUUUCUGGAACAAUUUUGAAUGGAAUGAAAGGAAAGAGAAAGCUGCCAGAGAUGCUUUCAAUGCCAGUGUUGAUGGAGGCUUAACAUUUUUUGAUACUGCUGAAGUUUACGGUUCUAAGUUUUCGCUAGGAGCAAUAAAUUCAGAGGUUCUUCUUGGAAGGUUUAUCAAGGAAAGAAAACGUAGGGAUCCCGAAGCAGAGAUUGCUGUUGCAACCAAGUUUGCUGCAUUGCCCUGGCGGUUUGGCCGUCAAAGUGUUCUCUCUGCCCUAAAAGAUUCCCUCAGUCGACUUGGACUCUCUUCAGUGGAGCUUUAUCAGCUUCACUGGCCUGGAGUAUGGGGAAAUGAAGGGUAUAUUGAUGGACUGGGAGAUGCUGUUGAGCAAGGCCUUGUCAAGGCUGUUGGUGUGUCAAACUAUAGUGAAAAGCGGCUCCGUGAAGCCUAUGAGAAGCUUAAGAAGAGAGGCAUUCCAUUGGCUUCAAACCAAGUAAACUAUAGCCUCAUCUACCGGGCCCCUGAGGAGAAUGGUGUGAAAGCCGCAUGUGAUGAACUUGGGAUCACAGUGAUUGCAUAUAGUCCAAUUGCUCAAGGAAUUCUAUCCGGAAAGUAUGGUCCUGAAAAUCCCCCAACUGGCCCUCGAGGCAGAAUUUAUACUCCAGAGUUUCUAAGAAAGCUCCAACCUUUGCUGAGCAAAAUCACAGAGAUGGGACAGAAGUAUGAUAAAACAAAUACACAGGUAGUCUUAAACUGGCUUGUAGCACAAGGCAAUGUUGUGCCUAUUCCAGGAGCUAAAAAUGCUGAACAAGCUAAGGAAUUCGUUGGUGCACUGGGUUGGAGGCUAAACGAUGAUGAGAUAGCAGAGCUAAGAAGUAUGGCUUCAAAGAUUGAGCCUGUUGUUGGUUUUCCUGUUGAAAAACUCUGAAAAAUUAUUAUGUUAACUAAGCCAGGAAAGUUAUCUGUAAAUUUUUCAACAGUGUACAAAUAGAGAAAAGCUAGUCACUUUGUCUAGCAGAUUUGUACUUGGCAUAGCUUUUAUAUAAAUGCCAUUGUGAAGUUUAGUUUUCUGUUUGAAAGAUUACUUUCUUUAUCUAUAUGGCCUCUCUUGUCAGAAAAAUAAUCAAUUCAAUAGCUUGAUUGAUAAAAA
Neltuma alba is the source of this 1549-nucleotide messenger RNA. RefSeq lists its product as uncharacterized. The record is from RefSeq and is a predicted model, not a curated record. Gene Ontology annotation, cellular component: cytoplasm. The transcript is spliced from 10 exons. Bases 224 to 1327 code for a protein of 367 amino acids. NCBI's taxonomy places the organism in Eukaryota, Viridiplantae, Streptophyta, Magnoliopsida, Fabales, Fabaceae.